GCUCGUGGCACCUGCUUCCUGCUGCCUCAGAAAUGUCUUCGCUGUCAGAAUACACCUUGAGCAUGAGCCGGCUGAGUGCCCAGCUGUUCGGUGAGGUCGCCAGGCCCAGGGACACCGAUUCCAUGAAGGUGGUGAAGCUGUUCAGUGAGCAGCCCUUGGCCAAGAGGAAGGAGACUUAUGACUGGUACCCCAAUCACAACACGUACUUUGCUUUCAUGGGCACAAUACGCUUCUUGGGCCUCUACAGAGACGAGCACCAGGACUUUAACGAUGAGCAGCUGCAACUAAAGAAGCUUUGUGGAAAGGGGAAACCAAGGAAAUGAAAAGGGAAAAGAGCCA
Messenger RNA from Sorex fumeus (smoky shrew), 339 nucleotides. RefSeq names its product 28S ribosomal protein S33, mitochondrial-like. The record is from RefSeq and is a predicted model, not a curated record. Gene Ontology annotation, cellular component: mitochondrion. NCBI's taxonomy places the organism in Eukaryota, Metazoa, Chordata, Mammalia, Eulipotyphla, Soricidae. The transcript has a single exon. The coding region runs from base 33 to 323 and encodes 96 amino acids.